Messenger RNA from Arachis stenosperma, 1043 nucleotides. Its product is annotated as basic endochitinase-like. Bases 18 to 926 code for a protein of 302 amino acids. Gene Ontology annotation, cellular component: extracellular region. Gene Ontology annotation, molecular function: chitinase activity. The record is from RefSeq and is a predicted model, not a curated record. Gene Ontology annotation, biological process: carbohydrate metabolic process. Lineage: Eukaryota; Viridiplantae; Streptophyta; Magnoliopsida; Fabales; Fabaceae. The transcript is spliced from 2 exons.
UCAACUAUUGCCACAUAAUGGGAAGUAAUGAAGCACCUAACAUUUCAAAUUCAAUUAUAUUGGUGUUAGUAGCUUUGGUCUCCGUUACAAAUGGCGGAGACAUAGUAGUUUAUUGGGGCCAAGACGGUAGAGAAGGUUCACUAAGUGCCACAUGCAACUCUGGACUGUACAAAACUGUCAACAUAGCAUUCCUUUCUGCAUUUGGAGGUGGCACUCAACCGCAGCUAAACCUAGCAAACCAUUGCAACCCCGCAUCAAAUGGCUGCCUGAGUUUGAACAAAGACAUUAAGAACUGCCAGGCAAGAGGCAUCCAGGUCUUGCUCUCCAUCGGAGGCGGAGCCCCUGGCUACUCCUUGUCCUCCUCCAAGGACGCUACAAACUUAGCAAACUACAUCUGGAAUAACUUUCUGGGUGGAAAAUCCAACUCUAGACCUUUUGGUAAUGUUGUGCUGGAUGGUGUCGAUUUUGACAUAGAACUAGGUGGUGGUGCAUCCUUCUAUAUCGUGCUGGCUAAAACACUCUCCAAUCUCAGUAAAGGUGGACAGAAAGUUUACCUAAGCGCUGCACCACAGUGUCCCUUCCCGGAUAAGCAGCUGAAUGGGGCAUUGUCAACGGGGCUAUUUGACUAUGUUUGGAUACAGUUUUACAACAAUGGUCCUUGUGAGUUUGAUGCCAAUAAUCCCAGAAAGUUCCAGAGGUCGUGGAACCAGUGGACCUCAUCCAUAAGGGCAGGGAAGUUGUAUGUUGGGUUUCCCGCGUCACCAUCGCAGUCGGCGGCGGGUAGUGGCUAUGUGCCACCACAGGUGCUCAUGAAUCGAGUCUUGCCUUUUGUUAAGAAAUCAAGCAUUUAUGGAGGAGUCAUGCUAUGGGACAGGUUCAAUGAUCUUCAAACAGGGUAUAGCAGGAAUAUCAAGCCCAGUGUUUAAUGUGUUCGUCUCAAAUUCCCUUCAAUCCAUCUAAUCUUGUAUUUUCUGUCUUACUAGUGGGGCGUGUUAUUGUUAUAAUAGUCAUGAAGCUAAUAAACAUGUGUGUUUCAACUCCUA